Messenger RNA from Myotis daubentonii (Daubenton's bat), 2619 nucleotides. RefSeq names its product neuraminidase 2 (gene NEU2). Gene Ontology annotation, cellular component: cytoplasm; membrane; intracellular membrane-bounded organelle. Gene Ontology annotation, molecular function: exo-alpha-sialidase activity. The record is from RefSeq and is a predicted model, not a curated record. NCBI's taxonomy places the organism in Eukaryota, Metazoa, Chordata, Mammalia, Chiroptera, Vespertilionidae. Gene Ontology annotation, biological process: ganglioside catabolic process; oligosaccharide catabolic process.
CUUUCUCUGCAAACUGAUGAGAGGGUUAGACCAGAGCAGGAACAAGGGGACCCACAACUGGCCAUCCAGGGGUCACUCUGACCUGGGGGGCAGCCAAGGAGAGCUGAACUUGGCUCUGAGCCACAGGAACCACCUAGAGCUGAAGAUAACCAUGGGCGAACUAUGUCCAGUGGAGGGAAGGGAAAUAAGUUAGGGAGGCCUCCCUCAUCCCUCAGUUCUAGACUAAACCAAGAAGUGCGCUUUGAAGUGAAUGGACUGCCUUCAGGUUUUUCCAGCUCCCGAGGCCUCACCCACACUGGCGGUGGACUGGGUGAGCUGGGUUAUAUUUUCUGACAGUCUGCCAGCUCCUGACUCCUCCUCCUGAGAAUGAACUUGGGGCCCAUGGAUGGUGCUGUUUAGACAUGUUGUGAUGGAUCCAGAAGAAAAGGGCUUGUUGCCAUGGCAGUCCUUACCAUGAGCUGAUGCUGGGUUAAGAGAUUUAGACAGGUUAUCUAAAUCCUCACAAAUAUCAGCCCUGCCUGGAAAGGCAGCCUCAUCCAUUCAUUCACUGAAUUGAUGAGUAUGGAUAGAGCACUGAUGAUUGUCUGAAACGCCAUAGGUACUGGGUUAUAGUAACAGGUGAAUCAUAUAGUCUGCUCCAGGCAACUUGGUCUACUGUGAGGUUUUUGUUCCCAUUUUUCAGCAGAGGAAACUGAGGUCUCAAGAGAUCAAGAAGGUUGCCCUGCUCACCUAGCUGGCCCAGGCAGAUCCCAAAGAGGAGUUGCAUCCUGGGUGGCUCCAGGUCCUCCUGCACGUCCACACCCUCCCAGGCCCUGGAGGUCUGUUCCCUGAAAUGCACACACUUUGCCCACUGCAUCCGUUUAAGAGGCAAGCCUGACUCAAGUGGCCUGAGGUUCACCCUGAUUCAGCAUGACUUAUAGAUAAGUCCUUCCCCGGAUGAUGAGAGGCAGUGCCCUCCAGGGCUGGGCUUGUACACUGACACUGCCUGGGGCCUCCCUCAGGUGUUUAUAGGCACAGGCCCAGUAGUGGAGCCGUGAGACUCGGGAUGAAGCCAGGUGAACACAGGAGCUGCGCUGACCUUCUCAAAGCAGGUUCCCACUGCCUCUUCUCGAACGCUCUGACGUCCAAUCCAGGCCCCGGGAUCCAACCUGGAACACUCCCUGAGCCCAACAGAUUGCCAAACUUCCAAAAGCUGAAGGAAUUGAGUCAUCUGCUAGUCCAAGCUCAGUCUUCAGUCCCUUCAGAAUCACUUCUCUCUUGGACAUCUUUAACCUGCUGAUAUAUUUCCAUCUGACCAAGCAUUUUUGUAGGCUGCGAGGCCCCAUGGCAUCCCUCCCCGUCCUGCAGAAGGAGAGAGUGUUCAAGUCGGGAGCACAGGCCUACAGAAUCCCUGCUCUGCUCUACCUGCCGCAGCAGAAGACUCUGCUAGCCUUCGCAGAAAGGCGCAAGAGCAAGAAGGAUGAGGAUGCAGAGCUGAUUGUCCUGCGCAGGGGAAGCUAUGAUGAGUCCACCCACCGGGUCCAGUGGCAUGCUCAGGAAGAGGUGGCCCAAGCCCAGCUGGAGGGCCACCGGUCCAUGAAUCCAAGUCCCUUGUAUGACGAGAAAACGGGGACCCUCUUCCUCUUCUUCAUUGCCAUCCCCAGGCAGGUCUCUGAGCAACACCAACUCCACACCAAGGUCAAUGUGACACGGCUGUGCCAAGUCACCAGCACCGACCACGGCAGGUCCUGGAGCCCCACCAGAGACCUCACCGACUCUGCCAUUGGCUCAGCCCACGGGGAAUGGGCCACCUUUGCGGUGGGCCCGGGGCACUGUCUGCAGCUGCACAAUGAGGCGCAGAGCCUGGUGGUGCCAGCCUACGCCUACCGGAAACUCCGUGCCCACCGGUGGCCCAGCCCCUCUGCUUUCUGCUUCAUCAGCCACAACCACGGGCUCACGUGGGAAAGAGGCAACUUUGUGGCCCCGGAAACCGUGGAAUGCCAAGUGGCUGAGGUUGGGGGUGCAAAACAGAGGAUGAUAUAUCUCAAUGCUAGAAGCCCCCGUGGGGCCAGGAUUCAGGCCGAGAGUGUCAACAACGGGCUUGAUUUCAGGGGGGCCCAAUUGGUCCAGAAGCUUGUGGAGCCUCCCCAUGGCUGCCAUGGGAGUGUGAUCGCCUUCCCCAGCCCCAGAGCGGGGCCUGGCUCCUCAGACAAGUGGCUGCUCUACACUCACCCUACUGACCCCCGGCAGAGAACCAACCUAGGUGCCUACCUCAAUACACGGCCCCCAGCCUCUAACGCCUGGUCCCACCCGGCCCUGCUGGCUGAGGGCAGCUGCGCCUACUCAGACCUUCAGAGCCUGGGUGUCGGCCCUGAUGGCUCACCCCAGUUUGGGUGUCUGUACGAACAUGAUAACUACGAGGAGAUCAUCUUCCUCAUGUUCACCCUGAAACAAGUCUUCCCAACUGAAUUUUCGGCUCAGUGAGCCGGCCAUGUGCUACCCCCUUUUCUUGUCCCCCUGCUCAUGCAAAUACCCUAUGACCCAGCAAUUCCACUCGGAAGUAUACAUCCAAGAGAAAUGCACGCAUAUAGCUGCCAAAUACACGGAAUGAGCAUAUUUACAGCAGCUUCAUUCAUAAGA